Molecule: messenger RNA, 939 nt
Organism: Saccharomyces paradoxus
Lineage: Eukaryota; Fungi; Ascomycota; Saccharomycetes; Saccharomycetales; Saccharomycetaceae
Product: aldo-keto reductase superfamily protein
Exons: 1
Coding region: 1-939 (312 amino acids)
Molecular function (GO): oxidoreductase activity, acting on NAD(P)H as acceptor
Source: RefSeq, a predicted model, not a curated record
AUGUCAUUUUACCAACAAUUCUUUACCUUGAAUAAUGGGAAUAAAAUCCCUGCAAUAGCCAUCAUCGGGACAGGCACCAGGUGGUAUAAAAACGAGGAAACAGAUGCUACCUUCUCUAACAGUUUAGUUGAGCAGAUUGUCUAUGCUCUAAAUUUGCCUGGUAUCAUUCACAUUGAUGCUGCUGAGAUUUACAGAACAUAUCCAGAAGUUGGGAAGGCGCUCAGCCUCACCAAAAAACCAAGAAAUGAAAUAUUCUUGACGGACAAGUACUCAACUCAGAUCAAGGUAUCAGAUUCUCCAGCUGCAGGACUGGAUGUGGCUUUGAAGAAAUUGGGCACUGACUACGUCGAUUUGUACCUUUUACAUAGUCCGUUUGUUUCCAAAGAGGCCAACGGGUUCAGUUUGGAAGAAGCCUGGAAGGACAUGGAGCAAUUGUACAAAUCAGGUAAAGCUAAAAAUAUUGGUGUUUCCAACUUUGCUGUGGAAGACUUGAAAAGGAUCCUGAAAAUUGCGGAAGUCAGGCCUCAAGUUAAUCAAAUUGAAUUCAGCCCCUUCUUGCAAAACCAAACACCAGGGAUUUACAAAUUCUGCCAAGAAAACGAUAUAUUGCUGGAGGCAUACUCACCACUAGGUCCCCUACAAAAAAAAAGUGCACAAGAUCAGUCUCAACCAUUUUUCGAAUUCGUGAAAGAGCUUUCUGAGAAAUAUAUCAAGUCUGAAGCCCAGAUUAUCUUACGUUGGGUGAGCAAACGCGGCGUGUUACCUGUAACCACGUCUUCCAAGCCUCAAAGAAUUUCUGACGCCCAAAACUUAUUUUCUUUUGACUUGAGCGAUGAGGAGGUUGAUAAGAUAACGGAGCUCGGCUUGGAGCAUGAACCCCUAAGACUGUAUUGGAAUAAAUUGUAUGAUAAAUACAAUUAUGCUGCUCAAAAAGUAUAA